CUUUCUCACAAGCUGAAAGCCCACUUCAUAUCAUUCUCCUCCUAUAGGAUACUGGUGAGUGCAAUAUGCAGACCAUCCGUUCUGAAGUUAAAGGAUGCACGAUGGAGUCUCCUAGCUUGUUGAGCAGCUUCAAUCUGUGCAGAAAAGAUCACAGACGAAGAGAAUCGAUUGUCUCGACAUAUAAAGACGUGGAAACUGCCUUAGUCUCCAAAGUGUAAAACGUUUUCAUCAAGGACAAAAAUAAACAGAAGAAGCAAAGCAAAACCAAAAGCUCAAGCAAGCAUGGAAUCGAAUUCAGACCCACCCUUUUACGAGGCCCUCAAGGUCCUCCUCGACAAGAACCGAAACCUUAAAGACAAUUCUGUUAGUUGUGCUGAUGAUGAGCUUGGUGUUGUGAUGGUGAAGGAGCGGGAGCUUCCGGUGAUCGACUUGAGGCGAUUGGAAAGUGAGGACGAGAGGGAGAGGGAGGAAUGCAAGACGGAGAUAGCUAGGGCUUCAAAGGAGUGGGGAUUCUUUCAGGUGGUAAAUCAUGGGAUUUCCAUUGAGAUUCUGAAGAAGAUGAGGGCUGAGCAGGGGAAGGUGUUCAAGCAGCCAUUUGAGCAGAAGGUGAAGGAGGACGAGUUCUUCAACUUCUCUGCCGGUACUUACCGUUGGGGAGCUCCUUCUGCUACCAGCAUUCGACAGUUAUCUUGGUCUGAAGCCUUUCAUAUUCCUCUUACUGAUAUACUUGGUUCAACUGGAUCCAACAGUCUCAGCACAGCCAUAGAACAGUUUGCAAGGACAGUGUCAAGUCUUGCACAGAGAUUAGCUGAAAUUCUGGAAGAGAAAAUGGGACACAAGUCGACUUUCUUCCAGGAAAAUUGUUUGCCCAGCACUUGUUAUCUUCGAUUGAACCGAUAUCCUCCAUGUCCAUUGUUUUCCGAGAUUCAUGGCCUGAUGCCUCACACUGAUAGCGAUUUCCUCACCAUAUUACACCAAGAUCAGGUUGGAGGGUUGCAGCUGGUGAAAGAUGGCAAGUGGAUCGCAGUUAAGCCAAAUCCUGAUGCCCUUAUCAUCAACAUUGGUGACUUGUUCCAGGCAUGGAGCAAUGGAGCAUACAAGAGUGUUGAGCACCGAGUAAUUACGAACACGCGAGUGGAGAGGUUCUCUACUGCUUAUUUCUUGUGUCCUUCGAACGACACAGUGAUAGAGAGCUGCACAGAACCUGCAGUGUACAGAAAGUUCAGCUUCAUGGAAUACAGGCAACAAGUUCGAGAAGAUGUUCAAAACUUGGGUUCUAAAAUUGGCCUUCCAAGAUUUCUCAUGCAAACUACGCCCACUGCCUAGUUAUCCAGUAAUCGUAUACAUAUAUAUAGUAAUCUACAUGAUGGUGAUGGUGAAAAUUAAAUAUUCGAGUAGGAAUAUUAGUAGCUAGCUAGCAUAGGUAUAUAUAUAGUCGUCAACCAUAUAUAUAUAUAUAUAUCCAAGCAUCAAGUAGGUUAUUUCUCAAAAUGAUUUGAGGUUUGUGCAAACGAAAUCAGAACGUAUGGACGAAGCUGAUUUCUGACUGCAAUUUUGGUGCUGUCUCAUUUUUUGUCUGCUGAACAUUGGAACACAGGAGAAGAGUUUCUGUUGACAUCGUCGGCAGAAGGGAAGCAUUGUCUGAUCCAUGGGCCAUGAGAGUGAAGGGCAAGAGCACAUGACUGUUGCAUGGGCAUAAAGAAAAAUUAUAUUAAUGUGUUAUGGAGCUGAUGAGCUGUUUAUAUAUAUAUAUAUAUAUGUAUGUAUGUAUGCAUGUGAUUGAUUGAGAAAAUUGAUGUUCUCUGCAUAUUAAUUAUUUGGAUUUUUUUCCUAAACUCCAAUCGGAAAAGUUGAAGCUCUUCCCUUUGUAGUUCCUUUGUAAUCUAGGCUUUGAAAAUGCAUAGUUCCUGCUAUAAUAAUCUAUAUAUAUGAGAAAUUAAAUUA
Molecule: messenger RNA, 1944 nt
Organism: Prosopis cineraria
Lineage: Eukaryota; Viridiplantae; Streptophyta; Magnoliopsida; Fabales; Fabaceae
Product: gibberellin 2-beta-dioxygenase 8
Exons: 6
Coding region: 283-1326 (347 amino acids)
Source: RefSeq, a predicted model, not a curated record